GCCAUCCUGCAGCGCCUGGACCACCUGGAGGAGGUAGUCUACAACCAACUGAAUGGCCUCGCCAAGCCCAUCGGUCUGGUGGAGGGGCCGGGUGGCCUGGGCCAGGGUGGCAUGGCAGCCACGCUGCAUGAGGACAGCCAGGAGACGGAGAGCAAGUACGAGGAAUUUGGGUACAACGCACAGCUCAGCGACCGCAUCUCCCUGGACAGGACCAUCCCCGACUACAGGCCCAAAAAGUGCAGACAGAUGACCUACUCGGACGACCUGCCCCAGAUCUCCGUGGUGUUCAUCUUUGUCAACGAAGCCCUCUCGGUCAUCCUGCGCUCCGUCCACAGCGUGGUCAACCACACGCCCUCCCAGCUCCUCAAGGAGGUCAUCCUGGUGGACGACAACAGCGAUAAUGUGGAACUCAAGCUCAACCUGGACCAGUACGUCAGCAAGAGGUACCCGGGCCUCGUGAAGAUCGUCCGCAACAGCAGGCGGGAAGGCCUGAUCCGGGCGCGGCUGCAGGGCUGGAAGGUUGCAGCGGCCCCUGUUGUCGGCUUCUUCGACGCCCACGUGGAGUUCAGCACGGGCUGGGCCGAGCCCGCCCUCACACGGAUCCGGGAGGACCGCCGGCGCAUCGUCCUGCCCGCCAUCGACAACAUUAAGUACGACACGUUCGAGGUGCAGCAGUAUGCCAGCGCCGCCCACGGCUACAACUGGGGCCUCUGGUGCAUGUACAUCAUCCCGCCCCAGGACUGGCUGGACCGCGGCGACGAGGCGGCGCCCAUCAGGACCCCGGCCAUGAUCGGCUGCUCCUUCGUGGUGGACCGGGAGUACUUCGGGGACAUCGGCCUGCUGGACCCGGGCAUGGAGGUGUACGGCGGGGAGAAUAUUGAGCUGGGCAUGAGGGUGUGGCAGUGCGGCGGCAGCAUGGAGGUGCUGCCCUGCUCCCGCGUGGCCCACAUCGAGCGCACCAAGAAGCCCUACAACAAUGACAUCGACUACUACGCCAAGCGCAACGCCCUGCGGGCCGCCGAGGUGUGGAUGGACGGCUUCAAGUCCCACGUGUACAUGGCCUGGAACAUCCCCAUGACCAACCCGGGGGUGGACUUCGGGGACGUGUCUGAGCGGCUGGCCCUGCGCCAGAGGCUGAAAUGCCGAAGCUUCAAGUGGUACCUGGACAACGUGUACCCAGAGAUGAGGACCUACAACGACACGCUGACGUACGGAGAGGUGAGAAACAGCAAAGCCAGCGGCUACUGCUUGGACCAGGGGGCGGAAGAUGACGACCGGGCCAUCCUGUACCCCUGCCACGGGAUGUCCUCCCAGCUGGUGCGGUACAGCGCCGAAGGCCUCCUGCAGCUGGGCCCCCUGGGCUCCACCGCCUUCCUGCCGGACUCCAAGUGCCUGGUGGAUGACGGCAGGGGCCGCACGCCCGCCCUGAAGAAGUGUGAGGACGUGGCCCGGCCGGCGCAGCGGCUGUGGGACUUCACCCAGGGUGGCCCCAUUGUGAGCAGAGACACGGGCCGGUGCCUGGAGGUGGAGAUGUCCAAGGAUGCCAACUUCGGGCUGCGGCUGGUGGUGCAGAGGUGCUCGGGGCAGAAGUGGACGAUCAGAAACUGGAUCAAGCCGGGUCGGCACUGACCCCCGGGCUCGCCCCACGCCCCUGCCCCAGUGCAUACCCUGAGGCCCUCCUGCUCAGCCACUGCUGGAACCCAGAGAGCCCUGGCCCUGCCGCCUCCAGCCGAGACCUCUCCCAGCUGCCAUCGGGGCCUUCCUUCGCUCCGGAGGCAGUGGCUGCUGGGACCAGCCAGCCCCUCCAGGAGCGCAGACGCCCCCAGCGCAGCUCUGCCUGAGCACAGCGGCUGACAGCCAACUCCAGCUCCAGAUCACGUGCCUUGUCUAUGGUAUUCCUGUCCAGCCGCCCGCCAGCCACCUCUUCUGCAUGUGCUGAAGCCCCCGUCCAUCCCCCAGGCAGAAACAGCCCCCCAUGAACUCUGAGGCCGCCCAAGCUCUCCCACCCUGGGCGGGGCUGCCCAGUGACCACCUCCAUCUACACACAGCAGGGCGCGGCCUCUCCCUGGCUGGUGACGGGAGACAGGGCUACAGCAGCUGCAGUGGUCCCCAAAGACACCCCCUGGGCAGCGCUUCAGUGGGGAGACUAACGUGACUCUGCCAGUCCAAUAAAGGGCGGGUUAAAUGAGACAGACUGAUGCUUCGUCCACAGGAGCCGGAGCUGGUCCACCGUCCAGGGCCAGGAGCCUUCUCGUGUUGCUCUGAGGCAGGGGUCAGCGAACGUUGACCCACGGCCCCUUGCCUAUUUUUAUAAAUAAAGUUUUAUU
Molecule: messenger RNA, 2327 nt
Organism: Vicugna pacos (alpaca)
Lineage: Eukaryota; Metazoa; Chordata; Mammalia; Artiodactyla; Camelidae
Gene: GALNT9
Product: polypeptide N-acetylgalactosaminyltransferase 9
Biological process (GO): protein O-linked glycosylation
Cellular component (GO): Golgi apparatus
Molecular function (GO): polypeptide N-acetylgalactosaminyltransferase activity
Source: RefSeq, a predicted model, not a curated record